Eurytemora carolleeae is the source of this 1067-nucleotide messenger RNA. RefSeq names its product sodium/calcium exchanger 1. Bases 66 to 1052 code for a protein of 328 amino acids. Lineage: Eukaryota; Metazoa; Arthropoda; Copepoda; Calanoida; Temoridae. The transcript is spliced from 9 exons. The record is from RefSeq and is a predicted model, not a curated record. Gene Ontology annotation, biological process: metal ion transport; transmembrane transport. Gene Ontology annotation, cellular component: membrane.
AAUCGAAAUCGCUAAAUCUUUUUUAUUUUAGUUUCCUGGGUAUAUCCAUAAUCGCGGAUAUAUUUAUGUGCGCGAUUGAGAAGAUAACCUCCGCGACUAAGAAGAUCAGGAUCGCUGGACCCGGGGGAGAAGAUGAUGAUAUAAUUGAGGUGCCGAUCUGGAACGGAACUGUGGCUAACCUUACUCUUAUGGCUCUAGGAUCCUCGGCCCCUGAGAUCUUGCUGGCGAUCAUUGGAGUUGUUGGAAACAAUUUCGAGGCGGACAAACUUGGACCUGGAACUAUAGUCGGCUCAGCCGCUUUCAAUCUACUCGCCAUCAGCGCUGUCUGCAUAGUAGGGAUCCCGGACGGAGAAACAAGAAGAAUUAAGAACUUCACCGUGUUCUGCGUCACCGCAGUAUUCUCCAUAUUUGCGUACAUCUGGCUCCUUAUUGUUCUUGUCUAUGUAUCAGAGAACCUGAUCGAGGUCUGGGAGGCCGCCCUUACCUUCCUCUUCUUCCCUAUCCUCGUCCUCGUGGCGUAUGCGGCGGACAAGGGUUGGUUAAACGUCCUGUUCUGCCAGUCCCCGGCAGCUGCUGCAGAUAAACAACGGCAGAUUGAACUCGGCAACUUCAGAUCCGGCCGCGGCAAUAAGUCUCAAGCGGAAGGAAUGCUGGAGUCCCAGGACUACUUCCAGGAUGGUAAAGUGAACAAGACAGCCCUCGUCUCCUUCAUCAGGGAAAUCAAGAAGAACACCAAGCUCAGUGAUGAGGAUGCUGCUGUUAUCGCAGCGUCGAAGGUUGUGGACUCCCAGCCUAAGUCCCGUAUCUGGUAUAGGAUCGGAGCUACCAGGGAUAUGACGGGAGGACGAAGAAUACAACCCGGCUCCAGGAUGAGCACUAAGCUGAGAGAAGGUUUAGGAGGUCUAACCUCUAAACUAUCCGAGGAUGGUGUUCUCAAGGUGUACGAGGCGAUCAAUGAGCAUGAGGAACUCCCCAAUAUCGUUUACCCGGACUCUGACGAAGAGAAGUCUAUUGUAGAAUUUCAUGCAUGUAAGUUUAACCAUUUUCUUUAAUAAGUUUAUAAAUUC